Messenger RNA from Bombus pascuorum, 1801 nucleotides. It is a transcript of the gene Dhfr, whose product is annotated as dihydrofolate reductase. The record is from RefSeq and is a predicted model, not a curated record. Gene Ontology annotation, biological process: tetrahydrofolate biosynthetic process; dihydrofolate metabolic process; folic acid metabolic process. Gene Ontology annotation, molecular function: NADP binding; dihydrofolate reductase activity. Bases 130 to 606 code for a protein of 158 amino acids. NCBI's taxonomy places the organism in Eukaryota, Metazoa, Arthropoda, Insecta, Hymenoptera, Apidae. Gene Ontology annotation, cellular component: mitochondrion. The transcript is spliced from 5 exons.
AGGCGUCCACUACAAAUAACGGUUUCAUAUCACUAUUCUUGAACAUAACUUUCCAACGAAAAAAGUAAUAAUAUGUGUUGACACAUUUGCUACUUGAUUAAACAAGUACUACAAAAAUUUGAGUUGUUAAUGAAGAUGAAUUUAAAUUUAAUUGCGGCAGCAUGUGAGGGAAUGGGUAUUGGUGUAAAAGGAACGUUACCGUGGAAACUUAAAAGUGAAAUGGCAUUCUUUACGUCUAUGACAACGAAUACGAAAGACUCAAAUAAAAAGAAUGUUGUUUUAAUGGGACGAAGGACGUGGGAAUGUAUUCCAGAGAAGUACAAACCAUUAAAAAAUCGAAUAAACAUAGUACUUACGUCACAGCCUUUAGAUUAUGGGGAUGAUGCGAUAGUAUGCAAAAGUAUUCCACAUGCUCUCGAAGUUAUUAAAAAACCUACAUUAAAAGAUCAAAUCGAAGGUAUAUGGGUAAUAGGUGGAAGUUCCGUAUACAAGGCAGCAAUGGAAUCUCCAAACUUUCACCGAUUAUAUUUGACAAGAGUAAAAAAGCAUUUUGUUUGUGACACCUUUUUCCCAGCUAUUCCUAAUAAUUUUGUUUUGAUAGAAUGAAAGUAUCUUCUAUUUAUCAGUGGACUUAUAUGACUUAUUUGACUACUUGCGAAGGAUCGUCGUAGGUAUUUGAAAAGAUAUUCCACAGGAAGCAAUAAAACUAUUGAAUUGUUAUAAAAGUAAUACGAAAAUAGUUUAUUAAGAAAAUUAUUUAGAAUGUAAAACUUUGAAGCAUUCUAUACAAAGCUUUGAUCGGGAAAAUUUGGACUAUAAGUUGUUUUCUUUAAAUUCUCCCAUGUUCUUGAUCGAUCCGUUCGACGUCUUUUAUCUGCAUAACAUAGUUUGCAUGCGCUUCCGGACUCAUUUUUCCGAACGGCGAUAUUGGGCUGACUCCGUCGAAGACAAGGAUUUUUUGUAUUUUCAGACAACCCUAAUAAUUUUGCAGUUAAUAAUUCUCUAAAUCUUCUAGUCCUCCCUUGCUGCAAUUUUCUGAUACAGGUAUUAUUUCGUUAUCAACGAACAGCUCGACACAUCAUAUGGAUUGACAUCGCCAGGUAAUUGCCUAACGAGGCCGUCUGUCUCAGGAAAAGAAAAUGAUUUCUGCCGUCCACUAAAUUCAUUCUAUUCACCAAAUUGAAUUGUUCUUUCCUCGGUAUCAUCAGUUCUUUCUUCCUCAAUGACCAAUUCUUAUAAAAUCUCGUCAACAUUAUUCAUUAUCAUUCAUUACAUUCAGUAUCACUACGAUUGCACUUAUUAAUAUCCGAAUCAGAAUCAGACGAUGUAAUUCUAUUUAUAUUUUUAUUUCUAGUAAAUCUGAUUUCUUCCUCAUCGCUACUAUCCGAAUUUGCGUAAGCCUCGUAAAAGUUUUCUUUUUCACUGCGAUUUGACUCACUAAGAAAUAAGUUUUCCAUUUUUCUUUUCGACAUUGUAAGGAAUUAAGGCAGAGAUUUUAAGUUAUCUAAAAUAUCGGUGGGAGUACCAAGCAGAGUACGCUUGGUACAGCGACACUCGUCGCCUGAAGGAGAUUUCAUUGAAAACACGCGCGACAAUAAACGUGUUAAACUGAGACAAAUAAAGCUGACAAGAGCAUAAUAUUAUUUAUUCAUCAAGAACAUGAAGAAUGUUACGUCAAACAUAAUUUUCGUGACAACAGAUACUUUUUAUUUUUUAUAAUCCAAAAUUAUAAUUAGAUAUAACGUUACGUUAAGAGAAACGAAAUUCCUUAACCAGGUGGCCACUUCAUUUGACGACCACC